Messenger RNA from Mercenaria mercenaria, 2075 nucleotides. RefSeq names its product protein fuzzy homolog. Bases 82 to 1302 code for a protein of 406 amino acids. The transcript has 11 exons. The record is from RefSeq and is a predicted model, not a curated record. NCBI's taxonomy places the organism in Eukaryota, Metazoa, Mollusca, Bivalvia, Venerida, Veneridae. Gene Ontology annotation, biological process: non-motile cilium assembly; vesicle-mediated transport.
CAAACAUUCUUCUUCAAAAUUAAGAAUCAAGUGCGCCAUAAACACUGACAAGGAGACGCAUAUUUCUUGAUUCUUGGCGCUAUGGUUGCCUAUAUAUUUUGCUUGACGGCUAGUGGAGGGGUUCCGGUAUUUGCACGUAACAAGAAUGGGUUGAAACCACUACCUUUUCCAGUGAUAGGAUCAUUAAAUGGGGUUCACAUGUUUGCCAGGUCUCAUGAUGUGGAAUUAGUAUCAACUAUAACUGAUGACUCCAAGAUUGUCUGGAAGUCAUUUCAUGACAGUUUGACACUGAUAGUUAUCGCCGAGGAUGAUGACGCAGAUGACUGUCACCUUGGAAACAUCUUGCUGUAUGUGUUUGAAGCAAUGGUCAUGUUACUGGGUUUUGAUGAUGUCACAAAUAUUAAAAAUGUUGAGAGGUUCAAGAAAGAUGUAAGGGUAUGUUUUCCGCUGAUUGACAGAUUUAUUGAGGACCAUGACCUUCUGACCUUUGGUGACCUCGUAAAUGCAGUGGAUGUAAUAGCUGCUUCUGAAAAUACUGUUCUUCAGAGUUUCCUGGAUGCCUUUGCAGAGUGUGCGGAUAGCCCCUAUGGUUGUUUGUUGGUGCAUGGCAAAAUCUCCGUGGCAACAAGAAAAUGGUGGAGUUUAACUAGUCGAGAACUGGUGCUAAUCUCUGCUCUAAUAUCCUCAUUUUCACCUAGUUCAUCAAGGGAUGUUCCAGUGUUUCUGCCUGAUGCUAGUCCAAGCGUGCCACAUAGGUUGAUGACAUUCCAGUUGACCAGACAUGUUGAAGCAUGUGUGUUGUGUGGUCCAAGUCCCUCAUUAGCUGACCUUGAAGAGGAGGUUGGCAGAUUUUGGCGUACAGGUUAUGAUUCACUCAGAGCCGUCUUACAGAAUCAUCCAAGCAAUAUUCCAUCUCACACAGUUCUUGAUUCAAACCUCUUGGGAUUCCUUCUUGUGAAUGUAGAGACCAACAGAUGUUUGUGUUCAGUACAUCCACCAUCAACAGAUGAUGAAACAUUAGAAGUGUAUGAAAAGAGGCAUAUUUUGAGGUCAUACUACAAACAUGUUGUAGGGAAUUUCUUUUCUUCGAAGAUAGAAGGCAGUGAAAAAGGUCCUUCAGAUUUCACUCAUUCCGCCAUGGACACCUAUAUUACCACAGACACACACAAAUGUUACGCCAUGCUGUCACCACCUCACCAGAUCUAUGUCUUAUAUAACACCAGUAUUCCAACAUUUGCUUUGAGGUCCAUUACAGAAAAGACACUCCAGAUUCUAACAAGAGAUAAGUCAACACAGUUAUAGCCGCUUGUAUGUUUAGAAUAGCAGCAGUGUGUACCAGAAGAAGCCUACAGGAUAGUGUUGGUCAGGAUAGAGGUGUAAUGUGUGAAGGACAUUGGUACAAGCAGGGUAAAGGUGAUACAAGAUGGUAAAGAGUAAGUUUACUUAGAAAUUGAGAAAGACUUAUAGAAAAUUGACUAACAUCUGCAAAGAAAAUGAGCAAGACUUACAGAGAAUUGAGCAGCAUCUUGUGAAAUUUAGGGAGGCUUCUAGAAAAUUGAGCGAAAAUUUCAGAAACUGAGCAAGACUUCUAGAAUAUUGAGGAAUAUCUUGAAAGAUUGUUGAAGACUUCAAGAAAAUAAAGCAAUUAAAAACAAUUAGCAAAUUCUAGAAAAUUGAGCAGGUUUACUUGAAAAUUGAGCAAGUCUUUUAGAAAAUUAGCAGCAUUUUAGGAAAUUGAGCUAGUCUAGAAAAUAGAGAUUCAGCUAGUGUGCUACUGGUUACACGUAGAUAUUGUGUGAAAACUGAAAUAGGUCCGAUUGGAAGCAGUACCAGCAAGGAAAAUAAAUUUCAUUUAAGAAAAGAUGGAAAUUGAACAUUAUGAUAAGAUGGACUUUUGCAUGUUAAAGAAAAGUGCCAUUGUUUUCUGCUAAAGAAAAACGGACUUAAGUUGAAACCAAUUUUGUUUUAGCAGUUGAAAAAAAAGAUACUGAAGCAUUUCUCAGCAAGUAACUGUAUGAAAAUUCUGCAUAUGUAAUCGAUUAUGUUACAAAUUAGUUUAUCACAAUAAACGAGGA